Messenger RNA from Periophthalmus magnuspinnatus, 5456 nucleotides. It is a transcript of the gene urb2, whose product is annotated as URB2 ribosome biogenesis homolog. The transcript has 12 exons. Bases 71 to 4891 code for a protein of 1606 amino acids. The record is from RefSeq and is a predicted model, not a curated record. Lineage: Eukaryota; Metazoa; Chordata; Actinopteri; Gobiiformes; Gobiidae. Gene Ontology annotation, biological process: ribosome biogenesis. Gene Ontology annotation, cellular component: nucleolus.
AUUUAGGGUGAAAGGUAAAAGUUCAUCGUGUCUAAAUUAACACGGAACACGUGCAGCCCUGGUUGGAACAAUGGCUGCCAUUUAUUCGGGUAUCUAUCUGAAACUGAAAAGUGCUCAGACUCCAUGGGAGGAUAAGAUAAAGCUUGCUCGCUUUGCCUGGAUUUCCUCACAAUGUCUGUUGCCCAACAAAGAGCAGGUCCUGUUGGAUUGGUGCACUCAUGCUUUGACUGGCUGGUACAAGAAGAAAGUUGACUUUCCUCAAAAUGUAUUGGACGGCCUGUGGUGUUACCUUGAUGAUCUACUUCACAGCAGAAAACUUCACUCUUUUCUAAAGCAGGGAAAAUCCAUCAGCCUGAGACUCAACAUGGCACAGCUGCUGCUUGAUCGUCUUCAGGAUCAUGGCCACUCCGAGGCAGUGUGCUCAGUGGGUCUGUCCACACUGCUGAGUGUGUGUCAGGGGAUUUUAUCUGCUCCUGAGCUCUCUUCAAUCUUCACUACAAAGUACGAGCUGAUGGUUUCUCUAAUGUCCAGGCUAAUAUCACUGGCUUCUCAUCAAUUACAGCAGCUUUCAGGGUCACUAAAGUCUGACCAUGAAUCGGAUAUGGAGGCUCUCCAAAGUCAGCCUGCCUGGGAUGCAGACAAAGAAUUUGAUAUAGGUCAUCAAAGUAAUCUACAAGCUGACUCUAAAUCUAACUCAAAAUUCACAGAAAACUUGGCUUCGGAUAAAUUAUUUGAAGUUUUGCUUCUUGCAUUGACAUGUUACUCAUUGGUUCAACGUCAACAACCUAAUCCUAAUCGGGUUUUUACUUUAGUGACCGACCAGCUCUUCCAGCCUAUGAUAUUUCUUAGACACUGGCUGUCCCCAGCUGCUCUGUCCUCUCCCACACCACCACCAGUGUCUCAGCAGAUGUGCAGAGAUAUCCGUACCAAGAUUGACACAAUCCUCCAGUUAGCUCUUUUUGCACCUGAGCGCAUGUCUCUGUACCAGGAAGAACUGACCAAGGCGGAUUCUGGGAAGAGAGUCUCUGGAACAGCAAAACGAUCCUUGAAACCAACUAGUGUUUUACUCAGUAAAUUGACUGUUCAAAGCUUCUGCGAACCAUCACUUUACUAUGCUGUAAAGUCCAACAUUGUGCCAGUGCUGUUCAAACUAUUUCUGGAAAGCUAUGGGACAGCAAAAGGAGAAAGGAAUGAGGAGCAAGGGAUGUUGUGUUUCUUUUUUCUUGUUAGUUUGUCUAACACCUUAAAUUUGGGUCUGGAAUCACAUUUGUCUAAAAACACAGACCUUCAGAUGUGUCCAUCUCCUCAGAGCGCCCCCUGCAGGCCUGAAAGCUGGAGCCUAGCCCUACUUGCUGUUGAGUCUUUACUGAACAGUGCUCUUUUUGGUGAUAUAUACAAUGUAGCAGCAGAUAGGAUUCGACAUGGAGAAGUUCAACUGAGGUUUUACAGAAGCCUGGCAGAAAUGCUUCUCAAACAGGCCCAGCCAAGCAUUCCAGCAUGGUAUCGUUGUUUGAAGGCUUUAUUAAGUCUAAAUCAUCUGAUUCUUGAGCCUGACCUAGAGCAGUUGUUAUCACUGGCUUGGGUCAACAUGGACUGCACUAACUCAAGAGUGCUACAAGCCAAGCAGGUUGCGGUUUGCAGUAUUCUUCAGACUUACACUAAGCUUCGUCAGAUGCCCAAAUUAUUUUCAGAUCUCCUGUCUGUAAUAACCAAGACAGCCCUGGACCAGCCUAGACCUCCUCUUCUGUCUGGGGAGGUCUUCUCCACACUCAGGACCUGUCUCCUGGACACUCCAUCAUCUCAAACAAUUGAGAUCUGCUUGUUAGUGCUGCAAAGCAUCAAAAAAUAUACUCCCCAAAAACAAACAAUAACAGAUGAUAUAAACGUGCAGGAUGAAGUUGCAUUUAAUGCAGACUCAUCCCUGAAAAUUAUGUCUCUGAGUCAGAUUCUACAUUCAGUUUUAUUUAAUUUAAAGACACUGGACAAUGGCUCUCCUCUCCCAUUGGUAAGACAAAGUCAAAAACUUAUGGAAACGAUGCAUGAAGUAAUUAAGGAGUUGCAACAACAUCUAGCAAAGGUGGACACAAAAACUAAACCCUCUGUUCAAAAACCACCUAAGAAAGUAAAAAAGGGGCAGAAAGUUGUGGACUCCGAAACAAACUCACAGAUCAAUCAAAAUACACUAGAGGCGACUCUGCUCCUUAGAUACACAUUGGUGGAGGUGGACACCCUCUUUAGUAUCCACUGCAGCAAAUAUACGUCGCUAGAACCUGCUCAUCAAGUUACAAGUGAAAAUGAAGACCAAAUUACCUCUGCUUCUCCUGUGAUCGAGUGUAUUCAAAAUCUUCUUUCAGGAGAGAUUUUUCCCCAGUCAGUUGUGAUUGCCAGCGGUCCAUUCAGCUCUUUGCUUCUUCGACAUCUUCUAUUACAACAAAUGAAGAAAAUAUUGUCAAUGCCCUCAAUGCUUUCCGAACCAAGUUCUACGGGAGUUUUAAACCAGGCAGCCCACUUUAUUGCUUCUGAGAUUGAGAAGUGUCUAAAUGUAGAUCAGAUGUGGAUUGGGCACAUGUAUGCUGUGAAUGGCAGCUCCUACCUGGUUGCAUAUUGGUAUCUUGUCACUUCAAAUUUGCCUCUGAUCUUGCCCUAUCUUGAUGACGAAGAUGUGCGUUCUAUUGCCACUGUUCUUAUAGGUUCACAGCUUACAAGACCUACACAAGACAAGGACACACUGCACAACUGUCUGACUGUUCCGCUGAUAUCAUCUCAGUUACUUAAAAGCCACAUUUUUCCAGAAUUACCUUCUUUAUUUUCCGCCACAGUUCAGUUUCUUUUGCAAAGUGUACUCAAAGUUCUGAGAACUGCUCCACAAAAUUUGGACAUUUUCCAAAAUACUUCUCGGAUACAAAAAGAAAUGGUAGUUGAGAGGAUAUUGGCAUCUUUAACAAUUGAUAACGAAUGUGUGGAGCUUAGCAGUACGCAGAAAACAGACAUAUUGAACAUGCUCCAAAUAAUGAAAGUCUUAAACCCAGAUGGGAUGAGUUCUGAAGAUUUGACUGAUUGUUUUCUUCUCCUCAUCUUCUUGCUCACCUCCACAACCUGCCAAACAAAAGAUGUGGACCACACGGAUGACCCAAGUUGUCUUCUGUUAAAAGGACUUAUCCAGAUUCUGAUUAGUCUCUUAGAGGGCACAAACUUUCCAAGUGUUUUAAAAUUCAUUCAUGGUGGCACUUUGUUGCAGGCUGUGGUGUCAAGUGUUUUGCGCCACAGCCUAAUAUCUACAGAGAAUCCAGAUUGGUUAGAUUUAGUAAAGGAAAUGCAGGCCUUUAUCAGUUGUUUAGUCCAAUUAAUAAUUACAAGAAGCAGCAGUAUACGUCUCAACUUGAAUCAGUUUGCCUCCUUCCUUUGUAGUAAGGAAACAAAAGACAAGCUUACAGACAGAGCCAGUGUCUCUACACUAACAGCCCAUGUUUUGCUUGCAUCACUCAGUACUUUCUCUUGUACCUUGACCUCUAAUUUGGGAAAGAGUAGAUCACUGGAUGAACUGCUGACUCAAAUACUCAUGCAAACCACAGCCACUCUCAGGCUUGCUGUCAAGUCAAUUCUAAAGCCCCAAGCUAUCCUCAACGUGUCUAGCAUUUUCAGUGAGGCUUUUGUGUUAGAGGUAGUCACUGUUAUGCUGAAAUGUGAGCUGUCCUUAUACUCAAUGGAGGAAAACAAGCAGACCUGCUCCAUCAGUCAUAUGCCUCUCUACCAGGGCUGUAGUCUGCAGGUACUUAAAGAAAUCAACUCUGCUCCAAGGCCCCGAGAGUUUCUAGUUUCAUCUCUGCAUUUCCUAUCCACAUUUUACUCUGCUGUCAAAAUGAUGGCAGAAAAGCAAGAAAAUGACAAGGAAAGCAAAGAUUUGGAUGACCUCUUUAUGACCAUACUUCAAAGCUUACAGAGAUUGUUGACGGCACAUUGGCUAAGCUCAACUGACCUCCAUGACCUGGAGCCCACUCUGCAAAAGCUCCUGUGCCACCUAGUGGACAAAUGUUCCUCUGAAAGAUUUAACCAGAUGCUCUUAAUGAUCAAAGAAGGACUAGACACUGUAAAACUUAGAGGUGGAAACUACAGGGAGGUGCUUUCCACUGUAAUCCUUGUUAAGCUGCUGUUUUGUUGUCCAUUACCAGAGGCUUGCUUUAAUGCGUUGUGGUUCAUUGCGCCCCAGAUUAUAUCAACAAUGAUGUUCUUGAUAAAAUCCUCCAGCCAGGAUGUGUCCCUCAACCUUCCCUUCACCAUUCCUGUGAUGGCUACGGUCACUGCUUUGCUGCGGCAGGGCGAGGGAGUCAUCGCCAACCCUCAUCAUGUGACUAUGGUCCUAGGGGCGCUUCAGUGGGUUCCGCUUGACCACUUGGCCCCAGAUGUGUAUGAGGCAACCUUUACAGCAAUUCAUGAGACAUUGUUUGCCAUCAUCAAGUGUCAUCCACAGGUGAUGCUCAAAGCCGCUCCAUCGUUUUUGAAUGUCUUCUACCGCCUGGUGGCUUCAAUCAUGCAGGAGGGAAAACAACGGAAAGACGCCGAUGCAGACAGUGGCAUUUCCCUGCGGUGCUCCAUGCUGGUGGAGAGGAUGUGCUCACACAUCGCUGCCACAUCUGAGGAUUUCACCACUUUGUCUGCCUUUAUAGUGGCUCAGUAUGUCACAGAGCUGCAAAAGGUUACUCUGCGACCAGACGUUAAAAUGCACCUGACCGAGGGCAUCUAUAUGAUACUGGACCUAUGUUUGGAGCAGGAUAUCAAGUUUCUGAUGGCUGGGCUGCACACGGGAGUGCGAGAGGUGUUCAAUGAGCUGUACAGCAGCUACACUCAUUACCACAAAACUCAGAGGCAAGGAGAGGAGAAAUAUACUGUAUGAACUGUGAUAUGUGAUAUAAAUGUAACUAUUGUUUGGAAAAAAAAAUCACUGCAAUCUGCUGUUAAAACACAUACAUAGAUUUUUUUCUUGCUUUCCCACCAUCUCUCUCCUUCAGUUUGAUUUCAGUUCUGCUCUGGUCUAACAUUACUGUAGUAGGUAACAUAAAUAGGCCCAAACCAGUGCAGAAGGGAAUAAAUGUGAGUCUGUUCAUGUUAAUUCCACUGGGACAUUCUUUCGACAGCCAAAUAAAAUGUGUAUUUAUAGGAUCUACCUAUGGGCUAUGUACGUGUUGGAGACCUGUUUAAGCAAAGCAAACAGGAGCUUAUAUUUUGGUUUUCUACAAAUAAAUGUAGGCGGCUACAUUUUCUAAGACUGUUUUGUCUAAUAAUUAUCUGAGGUGCUUUUGUAAAUCACAAAAGCCUAAAUGAAAGUUGUACUGUGUAUCAUGAGUCAAUAAAGUUAUUUUUUAUUUCUUUCAAUCAUCUUGAUCUUGAGCUAUAGCACAUGAAACUAAAAUGAAAGCUAUAAGUAACAGUAGUAAAUAAAAUGUUUGAAAAGUUCUGUC